Strongylocentrotus purpuratus (purple sea urchin) is the source of this 2075-nucleotide messenger RNA. RefSeq lists its product as uncharacterized. The transcript has 2 exons. Bases 60 to 1706 code for a protein of 548 amino acids. Lineage: Eukaryota; Metazoa; Echinodermata; Echinoidea; Camarodonta; Strongylocentrotidae. The record is from RefSeq and is a predicted model, not a curated record.
CUCAUAAAAUCUUUUCCUUCAGAAUUUACUUUGAAAACUGAUCAUAUUGUUCUCGAUGCAUGGAACAAACCCUUUAUCUCUCUUCAGAUAACUUUUGGACUUUCGUCCACUCCGUGGCAUGGCGCAAGUUCAGCUCCAUCCGCGUGACAGAGGGCGUCCUACUCGACAGUCUUUUCUACGCGUACUACUCGCUGGUUCAGGAAGGCAAGCUGUACUCUUUUACCACAGAAGUCUUUCAAGGGAACGACACAGCGACACACCAGGGAAAGUCUGACAAGAAGGACGGCAGUGCACCUAUGAAGAUUACUUUCACGUACUACGCUCCAAGUUUGAGUGCUCUCAGCGAGAUUAUCUACCACCAUCAAGGAUCCAGAGUUAGCCUAGAUACCUUGGCCCAACAGAACGAAAGUCCCAUUAAACAACCAACUCUUUCUCCCGACGUCUCUCUCGAUUUCGCAUGGUCAACCGAGCCGAAAGAGAGCAAUGUGACUAUGAGUCAUGUGACACACGCGACGCCUAACAACCCGCCAAACUCUCCGACACCAUCACGUCAACCGACGGAGACGAUGCUGAAAAAAAGAAAGGACGAAUCGCUGCUGGUCGGACGUCGAAACGAUAUCGUCAAGUACCCGUCGAGUUACUACAGCCUGCCGCUUGUGCUACGGAAUCGCUUCACGCUUGGAAUGAAGCCGAAAGGCGAUUACGGGAUGGCCGUUGAGGGAAAACCCUUGCAAUGCCGUCGGCAAGACAAUGAACAGUUUUCACCAUGCAGCGAGGUUUAUUUCACGCGGGAAACUAACAAAAUGUCGGGUUACAAAUCCUCGCUACAAGCGGUGCGUGCGUCCUAUUGCUCGCGGUCGCAAACAGUCCGUCUUCCUUCGCUAACACCAACGAUGAGGAAAGAUGCGGUGAACAGCGCACUCGAGAAAAGGGGUGACAGCUCUUCUCCAUUGCACAGCUGUCUGGUGACUUCCAGUCAUCUGCUUAAGGACAAGGACAGGAUUAGCCCGGAUCAAGAACGCCCUACUUCGACGCGUCCCGACUCCAAACGGUCGCUGACGUUUUCACCCAAUCUGGAAUACAUCGACGUUGUGCACCGCGUCACAGCCGGACCCAUCAGUUCAAAGCCACAAGGAAAAAUCGUUUUCGACACCAACAAGCUAUCCAUCAACUGGAGUCUGGACAAAAUGAGGAGGGAGCGCCGGCGGGGAAAAUAUAGCCGAAGGUCUGCACCUUCUCCGAAAGCGUUGUUCAAGAAACUUCAAAUGCAGGACACGGAUAAAGACUAUGUUCUUGGAAAAUUCUUUGCCGAUCAUCCGUUAAAAGUGCCUUAUAACACGGAACAAGAAUACGUCCAAUGCAAGCCGUGUUUGGAACACAACUCCGAGAAUCCCAGCCCUCAUGGCCAUACAAUGAUUACCAAUCAACGUGACAGCGACGUCAGGAAACUCCGAUUUAGCUCUGUGCGAUUGGAGAAGCGAACGGGUCCGCCGUCUGCCAUCCCGCGGCCAUCGGGUUAUGCCGAUACGGUGACCGAGUUCAGGAACGGAUGCUACAGGAGUACUAAACAAUUCAUCAUCAGAAAGGAGCAAGUGACAACGUCCAAGCCAUUAGUCACGGUGACUAGUCUCACCAUCAAUAAAAUACCACAGGGAGGUUUCGAGACGUGGCAGUACAAGACAACCAACGCCAUCCUAGAUAAUUGACGAAGAAGAUGGAUGAUUUAAAUGGAUGGUUUCCCUAUAGCUUCUAAGCUGUGCUUUAUAACUAAAAUUAUCGUGCAAACUCGGGAGAAUUGAAUGCACCUAAAGUUUAUGGCGCUCAUCUAGGCUAAUUCGCCUCCCAUUUUUUAAAGGUACAAGUAACAUGUACUUCAUAACCAUGUAUUCGAGGGGGAAAAAAUCAUGAAAAAUAUCUUUCUGCGCCAAACGUUCAAUCUAAUUUCAACCGUAAAGAAAAUGUGAAAGGCGCUAACUAUUUCAGGCUUGUGAUUAUUUCAGAAGUGACUUGAAAAAUCCAUCAUAGCAUUACAGGAAUGGCAAGAAACAAAAAUUCAGAUGAUUAUUAGAAUCAGU